Messenger RNA from Nomascus leucogenys (northern white-cheeked gibbon), 984 nucleotides. RefSeq names its product large ribosomal subunit protein uL10m-like. The record is from RefSeq and is a predicted model, not a curated record. NCBI's taxonomy places the organism in Eukaryota, Metazoa, Chordata, Mammalia, Primates, Hylobatidae. Gene Ontology annotation, cellular component: mitochondrial large ribosomal subunit. Gene Ontology annotation, molecular function: structural constituent of ribosome. Gene Ontology annotation, biological process: translation.
CCAUUCUUGAGGUGGAGAUGGCUGCGGCUGUGGCGGGGCUGCUGCGAGGGGUUCUCUUGCCCCAGGCGGGCCGGCUGCCUGCCCUCCAGACUGUCCGUUAUGGCUCCAAGGCUGUUACCCAUCACCGUCGUGUGAUGCACUUUCAGCGACAGAAGCCGAUCGCUGUGACUGAAUAUAUCCCCCCGACACCAGCCGUCAACUCAACAUGUCUGCCAUCUCCUCCCGGCCCCCCACAGGAGGAGAUGGGCCUCAUCUGGCUUCUCCGCCGGGAGAUAGCAGCAGUUUUCCAGGACAACCAAAUGAUAGCUGUCUGCCAGAAUGUGGCUCUGAGCGCAGAAGACGAGCUUCUUAUGCGACACCAGCUGCGGAAACACAGGAUCCUGAUGAAGGUCUUCCACAACCAGGUCCUGAAUCCCUUCCUGGAGGAUUCCAAGUACCAAAAUCUGCUGCCCCUUUUUGUGGGGCACAACAUGCUGCUGGUCAGUGAAGAGCCCAAGGUCAAGGAGAUGCUAAGGAUCUUAAGGAGUGUGCCAUUCCUGCUGCUGCUAGGUGGAUGCAUCAAUGACAUAGAUGCCAUCCUCAGCAGGCAGGGCUUUAUCAACUACUCCAACCUUCCCAGCGUGCCCCUGGCACAGGGGGAGAUUGUGGGAGGCCUCACCCCACUCAUAGUCCAGACCCACUCCCUGCUCCAGCACCAGCCCCUGCAGUUGACCACCCUAUUGGACCAGUACAUCAGACAGCAAGGCGAGAAGGAUUCUGUCGUGUCAGCCAAUGGGAAGCCAGAUCCUCCUGACCCUGUUCCGGACUUGUACCCAGCCUGUUUAGCCAGCCCUGCCCAUAAAUACACUCUGUCCUAUUAGCUGUGCUGUCCUCCAUGGGAGAUGUGGAAGAACUUGGGGUGGGGGAGUGCGUUUGUCACUGGGCUUUCACUAACAAUGAUAUUGUCAGGUAUAGGGCCACUCGGAGAUGCAGAGGAUUCCGUUU